GUCUGGCGAUUCUGCGAACGCCGUCGCGAUGUGGAAAACGUAAUGGUAGAAAAGCAAUCCCAGACAGAGUUGUGCAUAGGAUAGAGAAAAGAAGGAUUUCAAUUCAACGACCAGUUUUGCCGUCAUAUUCUCGAACCACACAUCGCCAGCAAGAUCGUUCUUUUCUUGAAGUGUAAAGUGCAGACGAAGGCUGCACCUGGAAGCGAGGAAAGUCGAUCGCGUGUCUUCGUUUCGCGACGUCCUCUGGCGAGAGGCGAAAGAGCGUAAAAGAGAGCAAUAAGUCUGAAAAUCGCCAACACCACCACCACCGGCGCGUGAAACAUUUCCCAGCUGGGGUCGCUGGUUGCGGACCAUUUUUGGUCUUCCCAGCAUCAUCAUCAUCAUCGCCAUCGACAGGAUUGUUCGCAUCGCAGUGGGCGAAAACUCGUGACGGAACACAGCAGCAGCAGCAGCAACAGCAGCAGCAAAUCUUCAAUCAAUAGUACACAGUUGGCGCUGAGCAGACAUCAUGGCGUGUGCUACAUUAAAACGCUCGCUAGACUGGGAAAGCUUAAACCAGCGCCCAACCAAGCGGCGAAGGUGUCACCCGUUCGGCAGCCCGAGCCAGCAGAGUGCGUCCAUGGCAGCUUCCGCCUCGGUUAUGUCGCCGUCGUCCAGCUCCGCCACAUCGGCCGUUUCGUCCGCAGCAGCGGCCGCGGCCGCCUCGAUGCGCGUCAUGGAACCGAAGCCGUCGCCUUUCGCUGAAGCCACCUGUUCCAAGCUGACACCGGAAAAAAUGGCACAAAAUAUCACCGAAGAAAUCAAAAGACUGCACCGCAGGAAGCAACUGAACUUUAACAGCCAUACCGUCGAGCGCAUGCAGGAUUCCGAAUCGAGCGGCUCCGAAAUGGGUCCAGACAGCCCCCGCCGGCCUGAUAGCCCCCCGAGCAUGGUGAAAAAUCCCGAGAAAGCUCUUUUCACAUUCAAACAGGUUCAAAUGAUAUGCGAGCGUAUGCUGAAAGAACGAGAGGAUGCCUUGAGGGAACAAUACGAUGCCGUGCUGACCACAAAACUAGCCGAACAAUAUGAUGCAUUUGUGAAGUUCACUUACGACCAAAUACAGAGACGUUACGAAGCAGCGCCAAGUUACCUCUCCUAAUCAGGGAAUCUUACAUCAAGUUGAGAGGGUAGGCAGACAGCAACACGUAAAUAAAGCGGAAACAAUGGAGUGAUGGAUACGAAAUCUUGAAUAAUAAUAUAGCAAAACAUUAAGAAACUACGCAAAACGAUGAACGGAGGAUUGAAGGAAGUAAAUGUGUGACAAACCAUUAGCCCGGCUACCAUCAGCAGCUACGCGAAAGGACAUCAGCAUCGACCGGAUGACAUCAAACAACAAAGCGAACAACAAUUGUAUUGGCAUUCGUAGGCAACACCUUGAAAGGGGGACAACCAAUUAUCAGAACUGCACAAUCGUUAAGAUCCACCGUUGAAUCGCGCGAUGUAAACACCUGCAGUUAUCUUACACCUUCCGUUUCCUCCAUGUUUCACAAUUAAUCGGUUAUAGUUAUGAAUUUCGUAUGCACGAGCUUGAUUCUCGGCUGGCAUCAUUUCGUGAAGUUUGGCACGCGAACAUCCCUUUUGUUUCGUGGUUGGUUAGAUUUAUUUUUCUUGUUAAUCUUUAAGUUUACUUUUGCUCUUACUUUUAAAAAACCACUUCAGGAUUGCGUCAUCGUUCCGACAAAGCAAACUGAUUCAGAUUGCUUUCCGGAUCGGCGAGACAUUGGAGUUAAGAAUUCAAAUUUCAGUUAUAUCUUAUCCACAUUUGUUCGAUCAGCUUCAUUAAAACCAGCGAUUCUCUCACAAACAGUCAUGUUUUUUCGUUGUUGUUUUGCACCACAUAUUUAGGCAAGUUAAAAUUAUUAUAUUAAAAGGAUUGUCAUUCGAUAAGAUACUUCUUCUUGGUAUUCCAUGGAGAAUACCGGGACGCCGACAUCGGAACGAUUGAUGAUCUUAAAAAACUGAGUUUAGUUCAUGCUCUCGUACUUUUGUUGGAAUUUAACCCAAGUAGAUAAUAAGUUAGUACAAUUUUUCGUUUAUUCAAAAAAAUUUGUCUCGUAUGAAAUAAUUUUUGCAUGUAGUCUUGGUUCAAAAUUAUCCACAAUCUUAUAAUUAUUGCAGGAAAAACAUUGAAAGCGAAAUGUAUCGAAACGAUAAAAUUA
Anopheles coustani is the source of this 2198-nucleotide messenger RNA. RefSeq names its product akirin. NCBI's taxonomy places the organism in Eukaryota, Metazoa, Arthropoda, Insecta, Diptera, Culicidae. Gene Ontology annotation, cellular component: chromatin; nucleus. The record is from RefSeq and is a predicted model, not a curated record. Gene Ontology annotation, biological process: positive regulation of transcription by RNA polymerase II; positive regulation of innate immune response. The transcript is spliced from 5 exons. Bases 509 to 1138 code for a protein of 209 amino acids. Gene Ontology annotation, molecular function: transcription coregulator activity.